AUGUCCUAUGUUAUCACUCUUGUCUUUUCCCUCGUCGCCCUCGUAUCUGCCCUACCCACGACAACCCAUUCGGCCUCCGCAUCCAAUGGCAGCGUCCUAGCCGAACAAUGGCUCAUUCCCCGUCUACACAUGCACAUAAUGAGCGAUGGUACCGGCAUCCCCGGCAACCCCCCCUGGCCCGACGGCAUGCGCUUCAACUCGACCAUCGACUUUGACGUCCUCAUGCUCAACUAUACAGUCAAUGAAGACGGAUCCGCCCCCGCCCCUUUAGCACUGACUUGCCAGGCCUCGUGGAGAAACGGCACACUUCCAGACAUGUAUGAGGGGUGCACGGGCAGCCCGGCGGACGAAAUGGUCGCAUUUCGGAUGGGUGAAUAUACGGAUCUGGGUGAUCGACGGCCGGAGUUGAGUUUUGUCCUGGAUAUGGUUCGCGUGCGGAUGGAGGACGAGAAUCGCAUCUACCAUCUCAGCGGUAGCAUCCCCAUCACGGCAAAUGACCCGUACGAGCCUUCUUCUUAUCUCACCUGCCUCCUUGGCCCGCCUUACGAUGGCCUGCGCUGUGCGAUUAAGAGCUAUUUGAGUGUGGAUAACGAGCUUAUCAUCAAGGCUACUAGCACUCUACCACGGGAGACGGGUUCUGCAUAA
Messenger RNA from Cucurbitaria berberidis CBS 394.84, 645 nucleotides. RefSeq lists its product as uncharacterized. Bases 1 to 645 code for a protein of 214 amino acids. The record is from RefSeq and is a predicted model, not a curated record. The transcript is spliced from 3 exons. NCBI's taxonomy places the organism in Eukaryota, Fungi, Ascomycota, Dothideomycetes, Pleosporales, Cucurbitariaceae.